GGCUGCCUUCCUCCCUCCCUCCCGCUGGCGGAGGGAGACGCCAUUGCGGAGUUGUUUGUGAAGCAGCGGAGCAGGAGGAGGCGGCGGCAGCGGACGAGGAGUGAGCCGCCCUUGGUGCCGAGGCUGUUUGAGGCCGAGCGGGGAUUAUUUUACCACCGGGAAAAGGGGAGACCAUGUCCACUCCGGCCAGGCGGAGGCUCAUGCGGGACUUCAAGAGAUUACAAGAAGACCCACCUGUGGGGGUCAGUGGUGCACCAUCUGAAAACAAUAUAAUGCAAUGGAAUGCUGUUAUAUUUGGGCCGGAAGGCACUCCCUUUGAAGAUGGUACGUUUAAGCUAAUAAUAGAAUUUUCAGAAGAAUAUCCAAAUAAACCUCCAACUGUUAGGUUUUUAUCAAAAAUGUUUCAUCCCAAUGUAUAUGCAGAUGGUAGCAUAUGUUUAGAUAUCCUUCAGAAUCGCUGGAGUCCAACAUAUGAUGUCUCAUCUAUUUUAACCUCAAUUCAGUCACUGCUUGACGAACCUAAUCCAAAUAGUCCUGCCAAUAGUCAGGCUGCACAGCUUUAUCAAGAAAACAAACGUGAAUAUGAAAAAAGAGUUUCUGCUAUUGUUGAACAAAGUUGGAAUGAUUCAUAAGAAAUUGACUACUUCAUUAACCGGCAUCCUCAUAAUCAUCAUGUACAAUUUAACUUGCGAUAGGAAAUGCUCCUGGAACUUCUCAAGUGCCACGUUUGACUUGCAUACAGGUGUAUUUGCAAAAAUAAGCCCUUCAGUUUCAAAACUCUACAAGCUUGUGUACCUUGAUUAAUGUACUUUUUAUUGCAUGUUAUGACCUAAGUUAUUGCUACAUAAAUUUGUAAUAUAUCCUGUUUGUAUUUUUUUCAAAGUGUAUAAUGUUGGUGUGAAGUUUUCAUGACAGAAUAUACAUAUUUUGUAAAUCUGUACUUUUUUCAAAAUAUUGAAUGCCUUAUUUUUGAAUUCUUUAGAUUUUUAAAUUGGACAAAAAUCACUUAACAGAGUUUUAUAUAUAAAAUAUUUCAUGUAAAGCUGAAAUACAUAACCUCAGUGCAAGACA
Molecule: messenger RNA, 1071 nt
Organism: Anolis sagrei ordinatus
Lineage: Eukaryota; Metazoa; Chordata; Lepidosauria; Squamata; Anolidae
Gene: UBE2B
Product: ubiquitin conjugating enzyme E2 B
Biological process (GO): proteasome-mediated ubiquitin-dependent protein catabolic process; DNA repair; protein polyubiquitination
Cellular component (GO): HULC complex
Molecular function (GO): ubiquitin conjugating enzyme activity
Source: RefSeq, a predicted model, not a curated record